Molecule: messenger RNA, 792 nt
Organism: Vicia villosa (hairy vetch)
Lineage: Eukaryota; Viridiplantae; Streptophyta; Magnoliopsida; Fabales; Fabaceae
Product: AT-hook motif nuclear-localized protein 17-like
Exons: 1
Coding region: 1-792 (263 amino acids)
Cellular component (GO): nucleus
Molecular function (GO): DNA-binding transcription factor activity; minor groove of adenine-thymine-rich DNA binding
Source: RefSeq, a predicted model, not a curated record
AUGGCACACAAAGAAUUUGCAUCUUCUUCUUUUCCCUCAAACUCCAACAAUGAUUCCUCAGAAAACAACCCUGGUAUAUUUUCUAUACAUUUAGAUAACCCUCUUUCUAGGGUGGGAUGCAACAACGAGUUCACAGUCUCUAACACCACCACCAACACCAACAGCAAUGACACAUUGGUCAUGCCACUUCCAUCAUCUACACAACCUUCAUUUGGUAGGUAUGUGGAUCAACCAUCAUCUGGUAGGUAUGUUAAUCAGCCUCAAGAUCCACCGGAGGACCCUACCAAAUCCUCAUCUGAAAAGAGAAUGGGUAGACCAUUGGGCUCUAAGAACAAGCCCAAACCACACAUCGUUAUCGAGGAAGACACAGAAAACUUCACAGAGCUGGUAGGACUUGAGAUCCCAAUAGGAGAAGAUAUUGUAGAGUAUAUAAUCAAAUAUGCUCAACAACGUCAAGCUAACAUAAUAGUGUCGAGGGGUUUCAGACUUAUCUCUAAUGUUACCAUUCUUGCUCCAGGAUCUCGUGACCCAUUAUUACCCAUCGAAGGACCCAUACAUAUGACAUCUUUAUUUGGAACAUAUAUAAAUCCACAUUGUCAAUGUUCUCCUCCACAGUUCAUAGCUCAUCCGCCAUGUUCCUCUUUUACCGUAUACUUCUCUAGUCCUAAUGGAUAUGCGUUUGGAGGAGUUGUUGGUGGAAAGAUUACUGUUGCUAGUGUUAUUUUUAUUAAUGCCACUAUUUCUAGGAAAACAACGUUCCACAAGGCAAACUCCACCAAUAGAAUUGUUUGA